AUUAAGCAUUUUCUAAAUGGAUGAAUCGAUGUUUCUCAAAGGCAAGGAUUUGUUUUUACAAAAAGAUCAUAUUAAAAUAAAGGAAGAAUUAGAAAAUGAUGAUAGUCAAAGUGUCAAAAUAUUAGAAGUUGAAAUUUCUCAUGAUGCCUUUAGUUGUGGUGAAGUGUUCAUCGCCGAAAACCAAGAAGAAAAUUUUAUAUGGUGGAUCAAUUGCAACAUUUGCAAAGACAGAUUUGAUAGUUUCGAUUUGUUUUUAAAUCAUGCAACUAAUAUGCACUUAAAUAAGGAGAAAAUAAUAUAUAUUAAAACAGAGUCAAAAAGUGAUUACACUGACAAUGAUUUUAGAAAUGAAUGUCAUUCAGAAAAAAAUAAUGAUAUAGUAAAUAAAAGAGAUGAAGUUGAGGAAGAAAGUUACUCAGAAGAUAUUACUGAAAUUGGUGAUUUGUCGAAAGAAAGUGAAACUGAAGCAGGAGACGAAAAUGUAUCUAUUCUAGACAAUCAAAUAAAAGAACGAAAUAUGAAAUGCAGUAAAACGUUUGAAAAAUCCACAACAUUUCGAAGACGUUUAAAUGAGAACCUAAGAACGGAUGGCAAAGUUUACCAAUGUAAAGUAUGCCAUGAAACUUUUGGAAAUGAUCAGAAAAGGCAAUAUAGAAAUCAUAGAGACCGGGCACACAAGGAAAAAAUUCCAUGCUUAUUGUGUGACAAAACUUUUAGAUCAAAAUAUUACCUCGAUGCGCAUAUGAAAACCCAUUCUGGUGUAAAAGAAUUUUCAUGUAGUCAAUGUUCAGCAGCUUUUUACUCAAAAACAAGUUUAUCAGAACAUGUUAGGAAAACUCAUUUGACACCAAAAGUGGCUUGUCGGUUUUGUAAUAAGUUAUUUCGAGCGCAAGGAAUUCAAAUUCAUGAGCGGAUUCAUACGGGGGAAAAACCUUUUAUAUGUGAGCAAUGUGGUACAGCAUUUCAAAGGAAUAGUUUACUACAAAAUCAUAUAAAAAGGCAUAAUAAUGAUAGGCGUUAUGAAUGUGAUAUUUGUGGCAAAAAGUUUUAUAAUCAUACUUAUCUUAGGGAUCAUAAAAUAACACACACAGAUGCAAAGCCAUAUGAAUGUUUAACUUGCAAUGCCAAAUUUAAUAGCGGUCCGGCUCUGCGAAAGCACAAAAAUCUACAUUUAGGUAUAAAAAAAUAUCAUUGCAAAAUAUGUGGCAAAGCUUACGCACAAGGUUCGGGUUUAUAUGCUCAUAUGAAAUCUCACAAUUUAGCAGAAGAAAUUCAUAUGAAGUCUCACAAUAUAGUGGAAGAUGUUCAAAUUAAAUCUCAAGAUCUAAAUGUUUAAAUAGCUUUAAAAAAUGUAUUUGAUUUUUAUUGAUUGAAACAAAACUUUUUUUAUUAACUUAUUAAAUUUUUUAUUAAACCUUUAAAAAUUACUUUCAAAUGAGCUGCAGCGUCACUAAAUUAUAAAGAAAAUGUGUAAAAUAUUAGAUUAUUUUAAUUUUGAGCCCUUGGUCUUGUACUGUUAUAACAGGUUUCACUCAUCAAUACGGUACAAUUGGCUCUAUCACAAGUAUGUUGUGCCAGCUUGUAUU
Condylostylus longicornis is the source of this 1586-nucleotide messenger RNA. RefSeq names its product zinc finger protein OZF-like. The transcript is spliced from 3 exons. Lineage: Eukaryota; Metazoa; Arthropoda; Insecta; Diptera; Dolichopodidae. Bases 17 to 1336 code for a protein of 439 amino acids. The record is from RefSeq and is a predicted model, not a curated record. Gene Ontology annotation, molecular function: RNA polymerase II cis-regulatory region sequence-specific DNA binding; DNA-binding transcription activator activity, RNA polymerase II-specific. Gene Ontology annotation, cellular component: nucleus. Gene Ontology annotation, biological process: regulation of transcription by RNA polymerase II.